Messenger RNA from Gigantopelta aegis, 1775 nucleotides. RefSeq names its product opine dehydrogenase-like. Bases 348 to 1553 code for a protein of 401 amino acids. The transcript is spliced from 3 exons. Lineage: Eukaryota; Metazoa; Mollusca; Gastropoda; Neomphalida; Peltospiridae. Gene Ontology annotation, molecular function: oxidoreductase activity. The record is from RefSeq and is a predicted model, not a curated record.
GGUUACGCUGUGAUACAUAAGCAUUCUUGUGUUUCCUGACAGGAUAGUCAAUUUGCAUGCGAAACUCUGAGCACUAACACGAGAUACUGGUGACUCGAUUUACUAAGCUCUGGCUGGCUGCAAAACCCUUCUGACUGGCAUCGACCAAAAUAGCAUCCCGAGAUAUCUAGCUCUAUGUAAGUUCGCCGAGCCAGACGCCAUCUUUUCCGCCGGUCUAGUUGCAGCAAAGCCAGCGGGAAUCGUUCAAUACACCCACAGCGUUUGCAGUAUUACGAAGUGUAUGUCAUCAGUGGAAAUUACCGUGAAUAAAACAAUAAGUUGGCGUAUCAGAUCUAUCAAGAAGGGACAUGUCAAAGCUGGUCGUGUUGGUCUGUGGCGGGGGUAAUGGCGCCCACACGACGGCUGGUCUCGCGGCCUAUCGCGAGAAUAUGGAGUCACGUGUCCUGACUUUAUUCAAGGACGAAGCCGAGAGGUGGACAAACUUGAUGAAGGAGAAUGAUUUCACUGUGCAAGUGUCUGACGCAAAUACUAAUACAUCUACCGACCUCAAAGCUAAACCAACUAUUGUGUCCAAAGAUCCAGCAACAGUGGUGCCAGGAGCGCAUUUGAUUAUUUUCACGAUGCCAGCUUUUGCUCACCCAACGUACUUCGAAGCUAUUAGGCCUCACCUGGAUGACGGUGCCAUAAUCAUUGGAAUGCCAGGACAACCUGGGUUCGAGUUUCAGUGCUUUGACAUCCUAAAGGACAAGGCUAAAUCCUGCACGAUCAUGUCAUUCGAGUCUCUCCCAUGGGCAGCACGUAUUUUGGAAUUUGGCAAGACUGUCCAGAUUUUAGGAACAAAGGCAUCGCUUAUGGGAAGUAUAAUAAAUGCUAAAACUAAGCCACCACAUGAUCCGCUGCAGAGUAUGCAGAAGGUACUUGGAUCUAACCCAGUCUUGAAGCAGACCAGCAACUAUUUAGAACCCUACUUGUUAACAAAAGCAAUAGUCCACCCGCCGAUUAUGUAUGCAAGAUGGAAGGAUUGGGAUGGAAAACCCCUUGACAAAGUGCCACUGUUUUAUCAAGGCGUGGAUGAGAUGGCAGCAAAAUACCUGAGUGGCGUGGCAGAUGAAUUAAUGGCAACGGCUAAGGCUUUCCAAAGCCAAAACCCAAAACUGGACAUGUCUCACGUGAUCCACCUAACAGAUUGGUACCGACAGGACUAUGCAAAGGACAUCACGGAUAAAACGAACCUGAUGACAUGCCUGCAAACAAAUGCUGCCUACGAUGGACUUGUUCACCCUAUGAUAGAGAAAGAUGGGAAAUUUAUGCCGAACUUUGGAUACCGAUAUCUGGUGGAAGACGUGCCCAAUGGAUUAGUCGUCACAAAAGGUCUGGCCCUCAUUGCUGGAGUGAAAACUCCCUAUACUGACGAGGUUCUGCUGUGGUGCCAGAAGACAAUGGAAAAAGAAUACAUGGUGGAUGGAAAGCUGACGGGCAAGGACAUCCAAGAGACAAGAUGUCCUCAACGUUACGGUUACAGUACAAUUGAUGACUUGGUCAGUAUUCUUUAAGCUGACGUAUGACAUACGACACCACGUGCAGUACUGGGCUAAUACAUUGGAAACGGCUUGUAAAUAUUUCCAAGUAACUAUAUUCAGUUCCAAGUGGUGUCAAAGACUUUUAUUUCAAAGUAACGUUUGUAUAGUCUAGUUAAUAAGCUAUACAUGUGUGUCAUAGAAAGUUUGAAUUUAUUGCUUCUCUCGUUAUGUUUGAAAAUAAAAUAUGUGACGAUA